AACGAUGGAAUAUCAGGAAGAAUGGCUAGAAAAUCUUAUAGAAGCUUUUGCAGAAAGGAAAUCUGAUAUACAACAAUUAAAUGAUAGCAAAUCGAAUAAACUGGCCAUACGUAACAGCGAUCUCAUCUUUGCCGAAAGGAAUGAAAUAAAGAUUAUGAGCUUAUCAGAGCUAAAAGCAAGUGAUCCUAGUACUAGCAAUAUCAAUUUAAAGACAUUACAUACACCAACUAUCACCUUUGAUAUACAAAGCCUCGUCUUGAACUCAACAAAGAAGCUAUUGGCUGUCGUUGGAAGUCAUCAAGUCGUUGUAGUUGUUCUUCCUCGUCCAGGCUACUCUAAAUUGGUUACACCAUUAAUUGAAUGCCGCUCAAUCCAGGUUGGGCAAUAUUAUCAUGCUAUUAAAGGUUCAUCCGAGAUAGCUAAGGUUGAUUGGCAUCCCUGGUCGCUUUCUGCAUCGUCCUUGAUGGUACUUACACGAGAUGCUAACUUCAGAGAGUAUGAUAUCAGUAUUGAUUCAGAGGAUCCACAGCAGAGUAUCUCAUUUGUUCAAGCAGCAGCCAUGCCUGGAUCAGUUACCAACCAACAGUUUUCAAAUAAGAGUAAAGGUUUCAGUGCUGAUGAUGAGAGAAGCACUGAAUGUGUUUCGUUCGAUAUUGGCAGAGGUGACUCUGAUUGGGGCCCUUUGACUCUUUAUGGACUUAUGAAGAAUGGUGAUGUUUUUGCUAUUUGUCCAUUUAUGCCAAAUAACGCACAAGUACCUACAUCAUAUAUUCAAAAUUUGAAGGGUAUCACAGAAGCCAAGCUAAUGAAAGUCACAGAAGAUAGUCUCAUUGAAGCUCGACUGAGUCAACAGAUGAGAUGGUUGAAUGCAGUCGUAAAGCAAAUUAAGCUGGGUGAAGAGAAUAUAGCAGGCUUUAAAUGUAACCCUCCAAGAGCUACAGGAUCUCUGCUUCGUCAGGGUCCUUACUUAGUACAGCCUGCACCAACUGAUGAAGAAUAUGAAUCUGACGCAUCAGAUAUUCUUAUCAUUCGUCCUAAAGAUUGUCCUGUCGAUAUCUUCGUGGUGGCAUUUACUGACGGUCGUGUCGAUAUAUGCUUAGAAGUAGUGAAAGCUGAAGGUCGCUGGUCUUCAAAAGCUGAGUCACAUGCAACGCCACCAAUUAUAUCAACUUAUGAAAGCAUAAAAAUCUUGCAAUCGCAUGACUUUGGAUACCCAACUCUCUCAAAAGAUCCUAUAUAUGAAGAUACAAUUUAUAUUAGUCAUGCAGAAGGUGUACAUGCCUUGGUUUUUAAACCUUGGCUUGAUGAACUCGAUCAGGUUGACAGCCUCACUAGAGAUUCAACACUAGUACAUGUAAUCAGGACAAGUACCACUUCCUCUGCGCAAUCUACCCCGAUCGUUGCGCUUGACGUUAUAAAUGAUGCUUAUUUGGGUUAUUUGCUCUUUGCUCUUACGAACACUAUGCAAAUAUUGCCAUUGGAUUUGUCAUUACGCGUUCAGACAGAUCCUGAAACAAUUGAAACAAAGCCAAAGCCACAGAUGUUGCCAAAGGUAUCUGACAGUGCUACCUCAAAACCAAGCAGUUCCAAUCAAGCAUCAAACGAGGAGCGCAAACUUUACAGUAGUCUUUUGGAAAGUCCCUUCAUACAGGAUCAACCUGAUGGUUCUAAUAAAAUUAAUCUUUCUCAUAAACUUGCACCAGUAAACACUCGUGCUGAAAUCCAAGUUACCCCGCAAACGCUUCGUUAUAUGGGAGGUGUUGUCGAGAAUGUCAGGCAUCAUAAUCAGAAUUCAAUUCAAACUGGCAAUAACAUACAAGAUAGAUUAUCUCUCCAGUUGAAGGAAACUGAAAAGCAAAUAGAAAAGUUAGCACAUGUUGCAAAGAUAGCGACUAAUCCGUCCAAUGAAGCGGGCGUCGGUACAGGAAAGGGUGCCAGAGUAGAAAAAGUUUCUAAUGAACAGAGCGAGUUGUUGAAGAGAAUGGACAAUUUAUUGCAGCGUUUGAUGGACAAGCAUCAACCAACUUUAUCGACACAUGAAAAGAAAUGGUUCGCAGAACUUGGUAGAAUACGUGACGAAGUUAGUGGAACUGAUAGUAAAGGAAGAGCUUUACAAGCUCGCAUGAGCAGACUUUCACAUCAGUUAGAACUCCUUAAACCACAGGUCCAGUCUUAUGAAGCUACUGAAGCAAUGAAACGCAGUCAAACAGGAAUCAUUGGAUCAUCUCAAAUAGCCAAAGUUGAAAGUGUUCUUCAAGACGAAACUAAGGCAAUUGAAGAGCUCCGUGUUAAGCUUGAUACUGUCACAAAGCUUUUGAGAACCGAGUAGAAUUGUAACAUGCAAAUGUAUAAAAUUUAUACAUAUC
Wallemia mellicola CBS 633.66 is the source of this 2366-nucleotide messenger RNA. RefSeq lists its product as hypothetical. The record is from RefSeq and is a predicted model, not a curated record. The transcript is spliced from 6 exons. The coding region runs from base 5 to 2329 and encodes 774 amino acids. Gene Ontology annotation, cellular component: nuclear pore. NCBI's taxonomy places the organism in Eukaryota, Fungi, Basidiomycota, Wallemiomycetes, Wallemiales, Wallemiaceae. Gene Ontology annotation, biological process: protein import into nucleus; mRNA export from nucleus; ribosomal large subunit export from nucleus. Gene Ontology annotation, molecular function: structural constituent of nuclear pore.